AUGGACAUAGAAUCUGGCAUAAAAUCGCAUACUUGCGGUAUUUGUCAUCGCCCUCGGUCAGAUGAGUUCCAUCGCCGUCACCCUGCUGGCCAGGGUUAUCCUCGCACCCAUUCCAUCUGUCGCCGUUGUCGUCAGGAACAGCGUGGAGUUACAAAUAAAUUCCAUGAGCGACCGGUUUGCCAGACAACACGUAAGAGUAAACCCGUGCGCCGAAGUGUCAUUGUUGCAGUCAAGACCAUCUGUCGUGCUCUCAUGAGUGGCAACGGUCUCGAUAUCCACGUUCACCACCAUCACUGGCACCAUAGUAAUGGGGACGAUGGCGUCACGAAAGAGCAGAAAAGGCUCCGUCCAGGAUCGAUAGAAAAUACUGGAGAGCGACGAAUGCAGGUUGCUGAGCUUGCUGAUGGCCCGGCGCCAUUACCAUGUGAGCUGCCUGCAUAUCAAGAAGUGACCUACGGUCCAUCGCAAUCAGAACAGAAGCCAGCAUUCAGAUUUCAUGUUACAGAGUACAUUUAG
Molecule: messenger RNA, 516 nt
Organism: Fusarium oxysporum Fo47
Lineage: Eukaryota; Fungi; Ascomycota; Sordariomycetes; Hypocreales; Nectriaceae
Exons: 1
Coding region: 1-516 (171 amino acids)
Source: RefSeq, a predicted model, not a curated record